AUGGUCACUCCUCUCUGGCGGGAGCAGGCUCUGUGCAGGCCCUGCAGCAGCAUUCAAGCUCUUGCCCUCUUGGCACCCGGGUUCUUGUCCAGCAUCCAGGAAGAAGAAUCAGGUCACACGAAUACGUUGAAGGGUAGUGUAUGUGGAGGAUUUUACUGGGCGAUGGAUGUGGUUCUCAUUGGAAUGGGGAGUUGGAAAGGGGAUGGUGCAGGAAAGAGGUGCUCUUUCCCUGAAGCCACACUGUCUGAAGUUAGCAGUGUCUAUCCGCAGUCCCCAGUGCUCAGCCGCUUAAGAUACACGGGCUAUGACUUCGCGGUUGUCACCGAGCGCCCCGCCCACCGCGCGCCCCGCCCACCGCGUUCUCCGACCCGCUGCCGGCAGGGGGCUCGCGGCCUCCGCCAGGCGUCUUUCGGCUCCGUCAGUUCCCACAGGGCCUUGUGCGGCAUGGGCUGCGCCGAGGGCAAGGCAGUGGCGGUGGCCGCCCCAACGGAGCUGCAGACCAAAGGCAAGAACGGCGAUGGCCGCCGUAGGUCAGGCUCAAGUGAUUCUCAUGCCUCAGCCUCCCAAGUAACUGGGAUUACAGUACUUCUAGCUAAAGAUCAUCACCCUGGUAAAACUUUGCCAGAGAACCCAGCAGGAUUCACCAGCACGGCCACUGCAGACCCCAGAGCCCUGCUUCAGGCCUAUAUAGACGGUCACUCCGUGGUCAUCUUCAGUAGGUCCACAUGCACACGCUGUACUGAGGUAAAGAAGUUAUUUAAAUCUCUGUGUGUUCCUUAUUUUGUGCUUGAACUUGAUCAAAUAGCAAAUUCCUCUUAUUUUCCUUUAGAGUUGAGGGCCUGUGUACUGCCUAACUGCAUUGGUAAUGGAGUGAGUGCCCCAUGA
Molecule: messenger RNA, 885 nt
Organism: Pongo pygmaeus (Bornean orangutan)
Lineage: Eukaryota; Metazoa; Chordata; Mammalia; Primates; Hominidae
Exons: 6
Coding region: 1-885 (294 amino acids)
Source: RefSeq, a predicted model, not a curated record